AUGCCUGGGCACAGCGACAUGGAGCCGCCCGCUGCUUUCUCGGGCUUCCCGGCCCCGCCCUCGGUCGCGCCGUCGGGGCCGCCGCCGUCGCCGCUUGCCGGAGCCGAGCCCGGGCCGGAGCCCGAGGAGGCGGCCGCGGGCCGCGGGGAGCCGGAACCUGCGCCAGCGCCGGGCCCGGGCCGCCGCCGCCGCCGGCCCUUGCAGCGAGGGAAGCCGCCCUACUCGUACAUCGCGCUUAUCGCCAUGGCGCUGGCUCACGCCCCGGGCCGCCGCCUCACGCUGGCCGCCAUCUACCGUUUCAUCACCGAGCGCUUCGCCUUCUACCGCGACAGCCCGCGCAAGUGGCAGAACAGCAUCCGCCACAACCUCACGCUCAACGACUGCUUCGUCAAGGUGCCCCGGGAGCCGGGCAACCCGGGCAAGGGCAACUACUGGACGCUCGACCCGGCGGCUGCCGACAUGUUCGACAACGGCAGCUUCCUGCGGCGCCGCAAGCGGUUCAAGCGCGCCGAGAUGCCCGCGCUCUCUGCCGCGCCGCCCGCCCCCGCCGCCGGCCCGCCGCCCUUCCCCUACGCGCCCUACGCGCCCGGCCCCGCGCUGCUCGCGCCGCCUCCUCCCGCCGCUCCGGGCUCCACGCCGCCCGCGCGCCUCUUCAGCGUCGACAGCCUGGUGAGCCUGCCGCCCGAGCUGGCGGGGCUGGGCGCCCCCGAGCCGCCCUGCUGCGCUGCGCCCGACGCCGCCUUCCCGCCCUGCGCGGCAGCCGCCUCCCCGACUCUCUACUCGCCGCCGCCCGACCGCCUGGGGCUGCCCCCGACGCGUCCUGGCCCCGGACCGUUGCCCGCAGAGCCGCUGCUGGCCCUGGCAGGGCCGGCGGCCGCGCUCGGCCCGCUCGGCCCGGGGGAGGCCUACCUGCGGCCGCCGGGCUACGCGCCGGGGCUGGAGCGCUACCUGUGAGCCCUUCCAGCCCGGCGGAGUGGCUCGGGCCCCUCUCCCCCAGGACGGGGCGCUGCCUGGGAGCCCCCAUCUGUGCCCCGUUGGCUUGGAGCGCACCUCGGAGCUCCCAGUUCUGCUUGAUGGACUGAGCACACCUGUUGCAUCUGUCUCUAACCCCCAUCUCUGGGGAGCCUCCCGCUGUCUCUCCACCGGACUGAAUCCCCCUCCCCACCGCGAACUGUAAGGCCCCCGUUUCUUCGCCCUCCACUGUUCACGCCCCCCACCCGCCAGCGCCCUUUUGGGUCCCACGUCUGGAGACCCUGGAUCACCACCUGUGAGCCCUCACCUCGGGUUUCUGGUGAAGUCCAAGCCUUCUGAAGCCAGACCUUCGAUCUCAAGCCACUUCCCGACUGGCUCCUCACUUCUUUAACCUUCCCUGGUGUUUUUAUAAGACAAGGAGUCAAACCCAGGUCAGACUCCCAGGUUUAUGACUCCCUUGCUGUUGUCCCUUCAUCCCCCCACAAGUUUGUCCCCGCACCCCCCCAGUUACCUGUACGUUCUCGGUUUCUUACUGGGAGAGCGCUCCCCUUCCAUACAGACGCACCUAGCUGAGCUCUUGCAGACCCUGAGGACAGUUCUUCAUCUCUGAGACAAGCAGCACCAGGGGUUCCUUGACUGCAAGGGGAGUUAGUGGGCUGCCCCACCAUAUGGAAA
Messenger RNA from Lagenorhynchus albirostris (white-beaked dolphin), 1647 nucleotides. It is a transcript of the gene FOXE3, whose product is annotated as forkhead box E3. The transcript has a single exon. Gene Ontology annotation, molecular function: RNA polymerase II cis-regulatory region sequence-specific DNA binding; DNA-binding transcription factor activity, RNA polymerase II-specific. Gene Ontology annotation, biological process: regulation of transcription by RNA polymerase II; cell differentiation; anatomical structure morphogenesis. Bases 1 to 954 code for a protein of 317 amino acids. Lineage: Eukaryota; Metazoa; Chordata; Mammalia; Artiodactyla; Delphinidae. The record is from RefSeq and is a predicted model, not a curated record.